AUGGGAGCCACCACAUUGACCCAUAUGACCACCAUUAGCCCUAAUAACACCAACAUUCAUGGCCCAGUCGUAGACGAAGUGGAAGGUCUUAUUAGAGUUUACAAAGACGGCCACGUGGAACGAUCUGAACUCGUGCCGUAUGUGGGUCCCUCACUAGCCCUCGAGCUCGGUGUGGCUUGCUCUGAUGUUCACAUUGACAAGUUGACCAACGUUUGGGCACGUCUCUAUGUCCCGGUGGUUACGAAGUCGUCGUCGGUCUCUAAAUCUAAGCUCCCUUUGCUUGUCUACUUCCACGGUGGAGGUUUCUGCGUCGGCUCUGCUUCUUGGUCGUGUUACCACGAGUUCUUGGCCAAAUUGUCCGCUCGUUCACGGUGCUUGGUCAUGUCUGUAAAUUACCGUUUAGCCCCUGAGAACCUUCUUCCGGCAGCUUACGAAGAUGGAGUCAAUGCAAUUCUCUGGCUCAAGAAAACAAGAAACGAUAACUUGUGGGCCAAGCUAUGUGACUUUAGCAAGAUAUUCUUGGCCGGAGACAGCGCCGGUGGCAACAUCGCCAACCACGUAGCUGCAAGAUUAGCAGCCGACGACUCUCUCCUAAAGCCGUUGAAGAUUGAAGGAACUAUCCUGAUCCAGCCUUUCUUCGGCGGCGAGGCGCGUACGGAAAGCGAGAGGCGCGUGGAGAACAACAUGAAGAACUCGGUGCUGACACUAGCGGCUUCGGACGCGUGGUGGAGGAUGGCUUUACCACGUGGCGCAAACAGAGAUCAUCCGUAUUGUAAACCGGUGAAGGUGGUGACGAGGACGCUGGUGUGCGUGGCGGAGAUGGAUGUGCUGAUGGAUAGAGAGAUUAAGAUGUGCGAUGCUAAUGAGGAAGUGAUCAAGCGCGUGGUGUACAAAGGCGUUGGACACGCGUUUCAGGUUCUUGGCAAGUCUCAGCUUGCUCAAACGACAACUCUAGAUAUGUUGUGCCACAUCGACGCUUUUAUCCACCACUACGAUCCCUUUAAUUAG
This is a messenger RNA of Microthlaspi erraticum, 1008 nucleotides long. The record is from the annotation of a GenBank genome assembly. Lineage: Eukaryota; Viridiplantae; Streptophyta; Magnoliopsida; Brassicales; Brassicaceae.